GAGCGAGGGGUCGAUCGUCGAUGUUCGCGCUGGAGCCGGUCGCGCCCUCCGGGGACCCGCCCCGGCCGGGCGACCUCAUCGAGAUCUUCCGCGCCGCCUACCAGCACUGGGCCCUCUACCUGGGCGAGGAGCUGGUAGUCAACAUCGUGCCGCACGACUCGGGCGCGCCGGCCUGCUCGGCGAGCGCCAAGUCGGUGCUGUCCCGGCGCGCCGUCGUGCGGCUGCAGUGCCUCGCCGACGCGGUGGGGCCUGACGCGUUCCGCGUCAACAACAAGUACGACGACCGGCACGCGCCGCUGCCUGCGGCCGAGAUCGUGCGGCGGGCGCGGAGCCUCGUCGGCCGCGACGUCUCCUACGACCUCCUGGGCAGCAACUGCGAGCACUUCGUGACGCUGCUGCGCUACGGGGAGGCCGUGUCGGACCAGGUGUCGCACGCCAUGGGCGCCGUGGGGCUGGUGGCCACCGUGGCCGGACUCUUCUCCCUCUUGGGCAUCAUCCGCAGCCGCACGGCCAUGCGAGACUCCUCCUCCUGAUUGUCCGUCUUUCACUCACGCAGCCUCAACGCCAAAGGGCUCACACACGCCGCACGCAUCGAUGCUCAGAGGGGUUAGCCGACCCCGCUUGAGGACAUGGGUACUGUGGCGGCCUCUGCAAGGCUGGAAGCGGGGGAGCGGGGGGGAGAGGGAGGUUCUGCGCGUUAAGGCGUCGUCCCCCAUUCUCGAGAGGUCCCGUUCGUUAACAACUGCAUGCUCGCUCCCGACUUAUUCAUACAGUCUGUUCUCAGAUAGCGCCGCGUGUUGUUUUCACGACGCGACUUGGAUAGAACGCGAUGAAUGUUAUCGGGGAACGCAUUUUUUUAUGACGCGGAUGCGAAUUGGGUAUAAUGCGAACGAGCGAACGGAACUACGUUGCGCACGGAGGAAUCAGCGGUCGCACGGCUGCCUCGGCGUAGCGUCGCACGAGUCAUUGGGAUGCUGCUGGAUGCUUCUAGAUGCUACCCACGCGCAUCGCUCUUUGUUCAGCCUGCGUUACGCAUCUCACGAGUUUUCGCAGACUCUGCUUUAUACAUUAUUUAUUGUGACGUGAUUUUUCCGUAACGCGGUGUUUUUUAGGAACGCAACGCCUGCAUUAUAGAACACGACUGUUCGUACGCACGUGACCCGACCCAAACCUACUUGACAUGAACACGUUUAAAGGUCAAGAGGUCAUCAUGCCAUAUGCUGUUGAUGCCCCGCACCCCCCCCCCCCAAUGCCUGACCAGUUUCCUUCCAUCUGGUCCGGUGUAGCUACUGCUAGUUUCAAGGCUUCAGGUCUCCUCCCUGGUUGACGACCGCUGGGUCCCGCUCCAACGUCGGUCGAUCCCUACACCCCCCCGAUGUGCCCACACACCAAACAUUCGCCUUACGCUCCCCUCCCACCAGCGCCUACAUCUCCCGUCAUGCAUAUAUUGUACAAGACGCGUAUUCUACUGCACCUGGGCAAUAUCGUUAUAUCCAACAGUAUACUCUCACAAUCGGGCCCGGAACAUCUGCCCACCACACAGCGUCGCGGUGCCUUUGACCUCCUUUCCAAAAUCAUCGCCACGGUGAGGUCGUGGCUUCGAUCCAGAUCCUGACGCGUGUAUAUUUGGAGUUGGCAUGUUCUCCUCGCGGUCGCGUGGAUUGUUCUCCGGGUCCUCCGGUU
Petromyzon marinus (sea lamprey) is the source of this 1683-nucleotide messenger RNA. Lineage: Eukaryota; Metazoa; Chordata; Hyperoartia; Petromyzontiformes; Petromyzontidae. The record is from RefSeq and is a predicted model, not a curated record.